Pseudogymnoascus destructans is the source of this 891-nucleotide messenger RNA. RefSeq names its product Pyridoxine 4-dehydrogenase (gene PLR1). Gene Ontology annotation, cellular component: cytoplasm. The transcript is spliced from 4 exons. Lineage: Eukaryota; Fungi; Ascomycota; Leotiomycetes; Thelebolales; Thelebolaceae. Bases 1 to 891 code for a protein of 296 amino acids. The record is from RefSeq and is a predicted model, not a curated record.
AUGAAUGCCACAUCGGCACUUUACACUACUAUCUCAUCCCACAACACAAGGUCCUACGGUCGAUUGACGCAUUCAGUCCUAGGCACUCAUCACGAAGCAUUGGAGGGCAUCACCGGGAGCAACUUUCUGGAAUGGCGGCGACUUUACGGCACACAUUAUUACUCCUUGCAUCUCCUUGCCGCCUAUUUCACAAAGUACCCUGAGGAUGCCAACAAGGUCGUACUCUCGAUAAAAUCGGGGUUCAAGACCGGUUUUGAGAUUGAUGGUAACCCAGAACACGUCCGCGAUCGAGUCAAUAACUGCAACAGGAUCCUGGCAGGCACGAAGAAGAUUGACAUCUUCGAGUAUGCUAGGGUGCCAACUAAUGUUGAUUUCUUCAGUGUGACGCUUAAAGAGCUACAGAAGUGUGUGGAGGGACUCAUUGGAGGCAUAGGCCUCAGUGAAGUCACAGCGGCUACUAUCAACAAAAGUGCAGCAAUCGCAAAGAUUGACGCUGUAUAUUCGCCGCUUGGACGUGGGAUGUUCACCGGCCAGAUCAAGUCUGCGGAUGACAUCUCAGAGGGCGAUUUUCGUAGGAGGUUCCCGCGUUUCCAACAGGAGAACUUCCACCACAACAUAGAGCUAGUUCAGCGACUCCAGGAGGUGUCCAAUAGAAGUAGAUGCACACCUGGGCAGCUUGCAAUUGCAUGGGUGAGGCAGGCAGGAAAGACAGUGAAGCGAAGCCCUCAGAUCCUGCCCAUUCCGGGAGCUACCAGGAAGGAGAGAGUCGUCGAGAAUUGCAAGACCGUCACGCUCGACAAGAGUGCACUGGCGCACAUUGAGAAGGUAGAAAGCAUCAGGAUUGGCACUGGUUCCAAUAUGACCGUGGUAAUAUAUUUACAUAUAAGUUAG